Messenger RNA from Zea mays, 1574 nucleotides. Its product is annotated as ABC transporter B family member 16. Gene Ontology annotation, cellular component: exocyst; membrane. Gene Ontology annotation, biological process: translational initiation; Golgi to plasma membrane transport; exocytosis. The record is from RefSeq and is a predicted model, not a curated record. Gene Ontology annotation, molecular function: ATP binding; translation initiation factor activity. The transcript is spliced from 14 exons. Bases 1 to 1152 code for a protein of 383 amino acids. NCBI's taxonomy places the organism in Eukaryota, Viridiplantae, Streptophyta, Magnoliopsida, Poales, Poaceae.
AUGUCGGCCUACUGCAUCUCAUUGGAUAGUUCUGACAUCAUUGCCAUAGUGCUGGUUUACUGCAUGGCACUUGGAGUUCUUAUGGGCGGACUUGUGAAAGCCGCAGAUUCAGUUUCGGUGUGCAUAUCUAAAGGUUUAGGCGUCCCCAUUGGAUUCAAAGGCUUUUAUCCAUUUGCUGAGGCUAAUGCUGAGGAGUCUGGUGUUGAAUUCAGCUAUAACAAGAACCUCAUUGAUCUGAAGAAGGAAUUCUGCUGCAAUGGUACUGUAGUUCAGGACCCAGAGCUAGGCCUGGUCAUUCAGAUCCAAAACAUUGAGUCGAAAUUGAGACAGAUAGAGGAAGAUCCUGAAGGUGCAGGUACUGCUCACUUGUAUUCAGUGACACUAAAAAUUAGUGGUGUGGCAAAUCGUGCAUUUGAGCCUCUAUUUGAGAGGCAGACCCAAGCUGAAAAGAUCAGAUCUAUUCAGGGAAUGCUUCAAAGAUUCCGAACACUAUUUAACCUGCCAAGUGCAAUCCGUGGGAACAUUAGAAAAGGAGAAUAUGAUCUUGCUGCAAUUGCACAAGUAAGAACAGUGUACUCUUUUGUCGGAGAGAGCAAAGCGCUCAAUUCAUAUUCUGAAGCAAUCCAGAACACACUGAAGCUUGGUUACAAAGCUGGGAUGGCCAAAGGUCUUGGAAUUGGAUGUACUUAUGGGAUAGCUUGCAUGUCAUGGGCACUGGUGAGACUUUGUAGAGAAAAAGCUACAUCCAAUGUGUAUGCAAUGAAAAAGGUUAAGAAGUCCGAAAUGUUACGAAGAGGGCAGGUCCUGCUCUGCGGUUUUCUUGGCAUCCCUCCAUCUAAUGGAGUGCUUCAUCAGUCUCCCGUGCACACAAAAAGUCUUACUGUCCUUAAGAGGCAGUUGCUAAGCAAAAAAAUGGUUGAUACUGCCAAGGAGAGCAUAGGAGGAAGUGCUACCAGUUUGGAAAUAUAUGGCAAGAUGGAAGAAGUUUUCAUCAAAAUGGAUAGCGAAGAGAAUACUGAUUCUGUUGAUAGGGAGUUGAAGAACUUCAAGGAUGCUGUUCUGCAAGAAGGCAAUGAAGAAGGGAGAUUGGCUAGAGAAUUUGACCCUCGCAAACAUAUAGAAGCCCACUUGCCUGUUCAAGUGAACGAAUAGAGACUGAGCAAUCUGCUGCAGUCCAUACUGGUUGGUGGGUGUGUUGGAGCUAUGCCAGUCAUCAGGAUGAUACCCACAUCGGUCCUCUUGGGUUACUUUGCCUACAUGGCCAUUGACAGUCUACCAGUGAAUCAGUUCUGGGAGAGGAUUCAACUUCUGUUCAUUACAGAAAGACGACGCUACAAGUAACAUCUCUGUCCCGCAGCAAUUCACUUCAACUGAACGAUUGGGCUAGCACGGGCACAAAUGCAGAGCAUGUGUUUCUUCUUUGCGACUAAUCAUUUGAUUACGCCGUGGUUGCAGGGUUCUUGAAGGUCCCCAUGCAUCGUUUGUGAGGUUGAUAUAAGCUUUUACUGUAGUACACAAUCAUGAAACUCUUUUAUCUUUGAGAGGUUGAUAUAAGCUUUUACUGUAGUACACAA